UUGCCCCCAGCGGCCCGAUUCUCAUUUAAUUGAGCAGUUCCUCGCGCGCGCUCCUCCAUCGUCUCCUCUCCUCCUCGCCCCCCAUUCCCAUUUCCAUGUCGAUUGCUUCUCGUGUUUCUACCUCCCUCAUCUUAAGUCUUCUUAAUUUUCUCUAACUACUUGUUUUUAAGAACGCGUAACUUGCAGUUGGAGAAUCGAGAAGCGGCAUCCACGAAGUGGAGUUUAUUCGUCGCUGUAACUAAUUCGGAAGGGGUGAGGAAAUGAAUGUACAAGGAUUUUUAAUGUUGUCGCGCUUAACAUCUCGGCGUUCAUGUGCUGCAUGACUGAGGCCCGACCUUAAGUCAGACAGCGAUACUACGUUGCUCUUGAGGUUCUUUCAGGACUGAGAUCCGUAGUUAAGUCAGACAGUGAGCGAGAAUGUUCCAACGAGGUCAGAGUUGCGGUGGAGGAUAUAGCUCUCUUGGCUACUUGUUCGGAGGUGAUGAUAAACCCCGCGUCUUUCCAAAAAGCAGACCCCUGCAGCAAAGUAUCCAUGAAGAACCUGUUAACGAGCGACAAAGUGUAGGUGUUAGUGGCCGAAGAAAUUCACUCCACGGCUCGUCCCGUCCUUUAAUUUCUCCAGAAAUUGAGAAGCCGGCUGCUGGCAAAGUUUUUCAUGAUGAGAGGGACACGCCACAAGGCAGAAUGGGACGAACAAACAAUAACUACCAGCGCGUAGACGGCCAAAACUGUGGCAACUUCAUCACGGAUCGCCCAAGCACCAGAGUGCAAGCAUCUCCAGGCGGCCAGUCGUCACUGGGCUAUCUGUUUGGUUGAGCCGGAUAUUUGGUUAAUAUAUCCCCUUUGUCAGAGGGCCUCUAAUAUUUUGAACAUUGUGAAGCGGAAACAAGGAUUUUAAAUAGGAAAAGACAAGUAUUGUGCACAUGUAACUUAAAAUUAUGACUUUCAGGUUAACAGUUUUAUUAAGUUAGCGUUUCAUAUUGGCAGCGGGCAUUUUGAAGAAGCAUUUUGCAUCACUUCAAAUCGUGAGGUUCAAGACGCAACAAUCCAGAGUGGCAUGCAUUAGGAUGCAGCGUACCAACUCAAACAGCACGACAACAGAUUACAUAACCUAGACUUUCUCUUAAAGAUAGGAUAAGAUGUUUUCAUUGCAAACUCGUGAAUGAUAUCUACAUUUGUGUUCA
Messenger RNA from Physcomitrium patens, 1184 nucleotides. RefSeq names its product protein SPIRAL1-like 5. Gene Ontology annotation, biological process: cortical microtubule organization. Lineage: Eukaryota; Viridiplantae; Streptophyta; Bryopsida; Funariales; Funariaceae. The record is from RefSeq and is a predicted model, not a curated record. Gene Ontology annotation, cellular component: cortical microtubule, transverse to long axis.